AUGAGUUCAGUAUCGAAUCAAAGUCGACGAUCAGCGUUGAAUUCCACUCGAAACAUCCUGGUCGAUGAUAUGGUAGUCAAGUCCCAGAUCUGGGACACUAUCGGCCAAGAACGAUUUGCGUCACUGGCGUGCAGUUCAAAGUUCAAACCGAAGAUGCAAAGGCAUUUGCUGAGAGAGCACCUUUUUCAUGUUAGCAGGAAAGCUCUCGAGGCUAGUGAUAAACCCACAGCCUUACCUAAAGGACAGACCAUUAAUGUCGGGUCGAAGGAUGAUGUUUCAGCUGUAAAGACAGGUGGUUUCUGCUCUACUUAG
Fraxinus pennsylvanica is the source of this 312-nucleotide messenger RNA. NCBI's taxonomy places the organism in Eukaryota, Viridiplantae, Streptophyta, Magnoliopsida, Lamiales, Oleaceae. The record is from the annotation of a GenBank genome assembly.